Messenger RNA from Triticum urartu, 2285 nucleotides. Its product is annotated as 3-ketoacyl-CoA synthase 6. Gene Ontology annotation, biological process: fatty acid biosynthetic process. The record is from RefSeq and is a predicted model, not a curated record. Lineage: Eukaryota; Viridiplantae; Streptophyta; Magnoliopsida; Poales; Poaceae. Gene Ontology annotation, cellular component: membrane. Gene Ontology annotation, molecular function: acyltransferase activity, transferring groups other than amino-acyl groups.
CCACGCCACCACCUCCUCCGCAACCGCAACCGCAGCCCCGGCAUCUCACCUCACCUCGUCGCACUCCAACCCCAACCCCAACCCCACACCCAGCCAGCACCCGGAGACGUGUCCGUGCGCGCAGCACCAACCCAGCGGUGCGCCGCAGAAGCAGGCAGGCAGGCCGGUCUGCCAGUGGCGCGCGGCGUGCGGGACGGAGCCAGAGCGCGAGCCGUGACGUGCGGGCGCGGGCCGGGCUAGACUCGCCCCUAAGUAGCACCGAUCGACGGACCGGUCAUGCCGAGCGCGCUGGGGAGCGGCUUCGCCGGGUCGGUGAGGCUCAAGUACGUGAAGCUGGGGUACCAGUACCUGGUGAACCACUUCCUGGCGCUGCUGCUGGUGCCGGUCAUGGCGGCCACGGCGAUCGAGCUGGCGCGCCUCGGCCCCGGCGAGCUGCUCGCGCUCUGGCGCGCCCUCCACCUCGACCUCGUGCACAUCCUCUGCUCCGCCUUCCUCGUCGUCUUCGUCGCCACCGUCUACUUCAUGUCGCGCCCCAGGCCCGUCUUCCUCGUCGACUACUGCUGCUACAAGCCCUCGCCCAGCUUCCGGGUGCCCUUCACCACCUUCAUGGAGCACAUCAAGCUCAUCUCCAACAACGACAGGAGCCUCCGCUUCCAGACCCGCAUCCUCGAGCGCUCGGGGCUCGGGGAGGAGACCUGCCUCCCGCCGGCCAACCACUACAUCCCGCCCAACCCCAGCAUGGAGGCCUCCCGCGCCGAGGCGCAGCUCGUCAUCUUCAACGCCAUCGACGACCUCGUCCGCCGCACGGGGCUCAAGCCCAAGGACAUCGACAUCCUCGUCGUCAACUGCAGCCUCUUCUCCCCGACGCCCUCCCUCUCCGCCAUGAUCAUCAACAAGUACAAGCUCCGCAGCAACAUCCGCAGCUUCAACCUCUCCGGCAUGGGCUGCAGCGCCGGCCUCAUCUCCAUCGACCUCGCGCGCGACAUGCUCCAGGUGCAUCCCAACUCGAACGCGCUGGUGAUCUCGACGGAGAUCAUCACGCCCAACUUCUACCACGGGAGCCGGCGGGACAUGCUGCUGCCCAACUGCCUGUUCCGGAUGGGCGCGGCGGCGAUCCUGCUGUCGAACCGGCGGCGGGAGGCGCGGCGCGCCAAGUACAGGCUGGUGCACGUGGUGCGCACGCACAAGGGCGCGGACGACCGCGCGUACCGGUGCGUGUACGAGGAGGAGGACGACGAGGGGCACUCGGGCAUCUCGCUGUCCAAGGAGCUCAUGGCCAUCGCCGGCGAGGCGCUCAAGUCCAACAUCACCACCAUGGGCCCGCUGGUGCUGCCCAUGUCGGAGCAGCUGCUCUUCUUCUUCCGCCUGGUGGGGCGCAAGGUGGUCAACAGCAAGUGGAAGCCCUACAUCCCGGACUUCAAGCUGGCGUUCGAGCACUUCUGCAUCCACGCCGGCGGCCGCGCCGUCAUCGACGAGCUGCAGAAGAACCUGGAGCUGUCGCCGCGGCACGUGGAGGCGUCGCGGAUGACGCUGCACCGGUUCGGCAACACCUCCAGCAGCUCGCUCUGGUACGAGCUCGCCUACAUCGAGGCCAAGGGCCGCAUGCGCAAGGGCGACCGCGUGUGGCAGAUCGGCUUCGGCAGCGGCUUCAAGUGCAACAGCGCCGUCUGGAAGUGCCUCCGCACCGUCAAGACGCCCACCGACGGGCCCUGGGAGGACUGCAUCCAGCGCUACCCCGUCCACAUCCCGGACGUCGUCAAGCUGUGAGGAGCUCAGCUCGCCGCCGGCGGCCGUGCCAUUACCCUGCACGUACGUGUCCCCCGAAACCUGGAGCUCUGUGGGGGUCCCGACCAAAUUAAACCAAUCUCUUUCUCUCCUUUGCUCUCUUUCUUCCUUUUCCUUUUUCUAUUUUUCGUCGCCAUAAAUGGAAUUACAUGGAUACUCGUGGGAUGCGUCACACAAGGAGGGGAUCAUUCAUCAUUCACAGGGAGAUUAGUCGGCUACCCGUAUAUUUAUGUUGAAUUGGAGGACGCUAACGUGGGCGUGCGUGGUUGUUAAACUGUUCGUGUCACGGAUUUCCACUGCGGUGAAAGGGAUACUUACAUUGGCACUGGGGGCUUUGUCAAUCAAAUUCCCUUCGGUUGUGUAAACCUUCUUCAUGCAUGACUUCUUCCCGCAUACAUGCAUGCACUUCUUUCUCGGUAUUGCUUGUAGGUUAGUAGAUGAUGAUGUAACUGCCAGUGUGUAUUGUUUGGUGUCGUGUCAUUAGAGGUUUUCAGUUCUUA